Messenger RNA from Branchiostoma floridae (Florida lancelet), 3306 nucleotides. RefSeq lists its product as uncharacterized. Gene Ontology annotation, cellular component: cell surface; plasma membrane. Gene Ontology annotation, biological process: Rho protein signal transduction. Gene Ontology annotation, molecular function: death receptor activity; nerve growth factor binding; coreceptor activity. NCBI's taxonomy places the organism in Eukaryota, Metazoa, Chordata, Leptocardii, Amphioxiformes, Branchiostomatidae. The coding region runs from base 430 to 3174 and encodes 914 amino acids. The transcript is spliced from 2 exons. The record is from RefSeq and is a predicted model, not a curated record.
GUGACAUCAUCUUAAGAAUAAACACGGUGUGGGUAACAAUCCAAGAUGAGUUUUUCUAGUUCCAUGUUGAUCCCAUAGUGCUCAGAGGCUGCGAUCAAUUGUAGAUUUUGUUUCAUUUGUGAUGCUUAUAAAAGUAAUGUUAGACCUUUGAAUAACAUGAAUAACACAGUUUACUGUCCAUAAGCUUGGAAAUUCUAAUACAAUAAUACUUCAUUACAAGUUCAUGUAACAAAAUGCAGAUUUCCAUCAAGUACAUGAUCUUUUUGUUGCAUUUUAUACAAUUACAAGGUGAAAAAUAAUGAGUUUUAUUUUAUUUUUCAGGAGAGCCAGCCGGCUGGUUGCCCGCCCUCCCCGACUAUAGGGGAUAACAACCCUGCAGCAGACAGCGGCACAGGCCGUUUAGACAGAACUUAGCUGUUAUAUAGUUUCAUGUCUAGCAUGUUAAAUGUAGUACAGCAGGUGGUAGUUGUUUUCACUAUCCUUGUGAGUUGUGUAAGUUUAGAACUGACAUGUUUUCCUGGGUGCAAGAACACAGAAUCCUGGUCAUUCUGUUUUCCCAUUAGUAUACAAGAUUAUGGGCCCCAUUUUCAGAGAGGCACUUGUAUACAAUGCCCCACACAGCUACAGAAACAGCCAGUACUAAAGAAUUCCUCCCAGCCAACCUCAACAUGCCUCCCUAACAAGGACCGUGUAGCCAUUCGGGGGUUCUCAUUUGGGAUACUGUCAGUUCAGAAACUACGACCACCAGUCCCACAGCUGUCGGAGAUAAAUGACCUUGCUCUUGUUCAAUGUGGAAUCACAAAUUUGGAACAGGGUAUUUUAGCUAAGUUUCCUGGAUUACAGUCUUUAUACAUUAACUUCAACAACCUGACCCACAUUAAGAAAAACUGGUUUGAUGAUGUUAGUCCAAAAACGCGAUUCUAUUCCAUAUCAUUGUCACACAACCACAUUAGUAAUAUAGAUUCUAAAUGCUUCCAAAAUCUCACUUUCCUGCGCACUUUACUACUGGACAGCAACUCUUUGCAAAGUAUCCACCCAUCUUGGUUUCAUAAUCUGAAAUGGUUAGGUCAUCUUUCUUUGAAAUCAAAUUCUAUUGCAAUCAUCCCUCCACAGGCAUUUAAGUCACUAUCACGGCUGGGACGCCUGGACUUGAGCAGGAAUGCGUUGACAUGUUUGUCAAGGGAAACUUUAGAGGGGCUGCACAGACUACGCAAACUGUCACUGGGUGGGAAUAGGUUGUUUGCUCUCGCUGAUUCUGUCCAUUUGGUAAUGAACUGGCGACUGGAAUAUCGUCAUUUAAAGCAUGACGGCCAACAUGUUGCAGUAAGGGUUAACAAAUCGCUUUUCUGUAUCACUGAAAUUCCCCAACUGAGGCAAUUUUAUCAUGUCCAGAUGCAACAUGACAACCGCACACAGGCAGCUCGGCCAAGUGUGGAACCACUCAGUCAAUGCACUGCUAUAGAUUCGGGGCUUACAGGAACAGGCCAAAGGAAGUACAGCCUGCCACUGAUCAUCAUAUCAGUCAACAAAGAAUCUGACAAAAAUGCUAAAAACAUCACCCACUUGUGCAAACAUGCUUGGGAAUAUGUCUCCCUUGUAAAGGUAGCGUUGCGGGGAGACAUUACUCUGCAGAUUGUUCCCAUGGGUAUAGACAGGUCCUGCAAUCCUCAAAUUGUUGCAAUAGUUCUAUCAGAUACUGAUUCUGAUAGACACAGUAAUAAUGUCAGUGCCUUUGGUCAUGAAGAAAUGAUGAAUGUAACAUGUUUGGUCAACACUUGGGAGGAGACCUACCAACACGUCUUCACCACGCCCUUGUCCAGCACUCCUGAUGGUACCGUGUGUGCAGAAAAGACCCAGGCCACAAGGGCCGUGUCCAGCACUCCCGAUGACACCGUGUGUCCGAGAGAGGUUGUGAUAAUGACCACAAGAGAGCCUGAGAUCAAGACAACAAAGUUGACCCUGAAUCAGACAAACCCCAGUACAAAUGGAACUGUGAAGGAGAAAUCCCCACGUGUAGCGAUCAUCACAAUGGUAGUUGUAGUAGGGGUAGUACUGGUAGCGCUGUUUGUGAUGUAUGUUGUCAGAAGGCGUUCACGGGGCGACCAAGCCGCACAGGCUGCCGGCCACCUGGCAGGAGUCCAUGGCACUGCACCCAGUAGGACUACACAUCAGUCUUCAUCUUCAGGUGAUGAUCCACAGUACAGUGUAAUUCCUGACGAGUACUACAACCAGCAAAACACUGGGACUACUAAUGAUUAUAGUCAGAUUCCUGACGAGUACUACAACUACUACAACACAAGACCAGGGGCACAGCAUCCUUACUGGGAGAUCCCUGACGAGUACUACAACUACUACAACACAAGACCAGGGGCACAACAUCCUUACUGGGAGAUACCAGAUGAGUACUACAACUACUACAACACAAGACCAGGGGCACAGCAUCCUUACUGGGAGAUACCAGAUGAGUACCACAACCGCUACAGCACAUACCCUCCAACACGUCGGGUGCCUCAAGACAACAAGGACUACUCUGUAAGACUUAACACCACUACAGCUGAGGUGGCCCUUCCUUCAUCAACCAGGCUGGGUGGUAAACAUCCAUCCUACGAUACAGCCCCUCAAGUCUGGAGAGACCCACAGAAUUACCAGAUACCCGCACGUGGACGUGAUACAAACAUCAGAGCACAAGGAAUGCCUGUAGCAGGCAAUAGUAUUGGCCCCCGGUAUAUGGGUUUGAUUGACAACAGGAGACGCCUAUCAUACCCUCUGACACUUCGUGUGCCUCAAGACAACAAGGACUACUCUUCAAGAAUUAACUCCACUGCAGCUGAGGUGGCCCUUCCUUCAUCAACCAGGCUGGGUGGUAAACAUCCAUCCUACGAUACAGCCCCUCAAGUCUGGAGAGACCCACAGAAUUACCAGAUACCCGCACGUUGCCGUCAGACUAACAUCAGAGCACAAGGAAUGCCAGUAUCAGGCAGUAGUAGUGACCCCCGGUAUAUGGGCUUGAUUGGUAACUAUAGCAAAACAAUGAGAGCUGCAAAGUUUAGAAUGCAGGCAAUGCCUCUCUACAACCCCCUUGCCCAUCACAGUAGACACCAGCGUAGCACAAAGUACCAGGCUUCAAUCAAAGCUGAACCCACAGAGAACAAAAAUCACCCUAACUUGUCAUGAUAAACAGACUAUCAUCAUUUCUCAAGGUCACAAGAGUGAUGACAAAGUUCACAGGUCCAAAACUCUAAGUUUGAAUGUAUCAGAGUCAAACAAGGCAAGUCAUCAUAGCCAGAACGUAUAGGUAUGAUCACA